UAGCAUUUGCAGACGCCAUUCGAGAUACAAGAGGAGACUCUCGUGAUCCGGACACCGGAAGCGUGCAGGAACCGCGACUCACCCCGUUCAUGAAAUUUCCCACGACUCGAGCACUACACCGACCGAGCUCAGCGACUCGCCCUCCACACGCGCACGAAACAAAUACACUCGUUCAACUCCCUACCUCUAGUCCUGGCUUGGACGCUCGCAACGACUACCUGCGCGACACUAUGGAAGCGCGAUCAUAGCCGGUGAUAGCAGCAUCAAUUUCCAACGACAUCGACAUCUUCCGAAGUAUACAUCAGGCGCAGCAGAACCAGGCAUGGAGCGACCCUCGGGCGUAUCGCCUGGGGUGCCAGGAGGUGGUCUGCAGGCAUGGGUCUCGCAGGCCGUGGUAGCAUCGUUCAUGGCAGGAGGCGUGGCAGGCGCCGUAUCGCGAACAGUCGUGUCUCCAUUGGAGAGGUUGAAGAUUCUGCUGCAAGUGCAGUCCAAUGGCCGGACAGAAUACAAGAUGAGCAUACCGAAAGCAUUGGGAAAGAUUUGGAAGGAGGAGGGCUUCAAAGGAAUGAUGGCUGGGAAUGGCACGAAUUGCAUACGCAUCGUGCCCUACAGCGCGGUACAAUUUGGCAGCUACAAUCUUUACAAACCUUACUUCGAACCCGCACCUGGCGAGCCUCUCACACCAGUCCGCAGACUGUGCUGUGGUGCAGUAGCGGGCAUCACCUCAGUUACCGUCACAUACCCUCUGGACAUCGUGCGAACGCGAUUAUCGAUCCAAUCGGCCUCAUUUCGAGGUCUCACGAAAGAGCAAGUAGAGAAAAAACUGCCAGGCAUGUGGGCAACGCUGAAGAUCAUGUACAAGACCGAGGGUGGCUUCAUGGCGCUCUAUCGAGGGAUAGUACCCACGGUUGCCGGCGUGGCGCCAUACGUCGGCUUGAACUUUAUGGUCUAUGAGAGUGUGCGCCAAUACUUCACUCCGGAGGGACAACAGAACCCGUCAGCCGUCGGCAAGCUCAGCGCCGGAGCAAUCUCAGGCGCAGUGGCUCAGACCAUCACAUAUCCCUUCGAUGUCCUCCGCCGCCGGUUCCAAAUCAACACCAUGUCGGGCAUGGGAUAUCAAUACAAGAGCAUAUUCGAUGCUGUUCGCGUAAUCAUUGCAAAUGAAGGAAUCGCUGGAAUGUACAAAGGGAUAGUACCCAAUCUUCUGAAAGUAGCCCCGAGCAUGGCGAGCAGCUGGCUGAGCUUCGAAUUGACGAGAGACUUCCUCGUGAGUCUGAAACCGGAGAUUGUCACUCAGGACGAGCCGCAAUAGGGAUACGCUCGAGCCGGAAGAGUUUCAGCUCAAGGGCCCAGAGAUCUGAUACGCUCCGGUCGACCUAGAGAGGAUUCAGCGCGAAGAGCCAUCUCGCAUUGAACACAAUCACGGAACCUUAGCCGCGAAACCUGAGAAGGUCACCAGUUAGACGGUCUUGUUCCAUCGAAUGGUACCACGGGACAAAUCACGACGCGUGGAUCCACGCACCAUAUUGAGCAGAAGUCCUUGCCCUGACAUUGUCUGGGCAGAGAGAGAAAAUGAGCACAGCACGCCCACAGG
Molecule: messenger RNA, 1594 nt
Organism: Zymoseptoria tritici IPO323
Lineage: Eukaryota; Fungi; Ascomycota; Dothideomycetes; Mycosphaerellales; Mycosphaerellaceae
Exons: 3
Coding region: 323-1312 (329 amino acids)
Biological process (GO): transmembrane transport
Source: RefSeq, a predicted model, not a curated record